Molecule: messenger RNA, 3699 nt
Organism: Bufo gargarizans (Asiatic toad)
Lineage: Eukaryota; Metazoa; Chordata; Amphibia; Anura; Bufonidae
Gene: HEATR6
Product: HEAT repeat containing 6
Exons: 20
Coding region: 44-3586 (1180 amino acids)
Source: RefSeq, a predicted model, not a curated record
GUGACUGUUGGUUGCCAUAGCAAAUUGUCGACUGUCUGGAAACAUGGCGUCCCAUGAAAGUGUUGGGCACUCGGUAGGAAUGCCGCAUGGCAGACGGGCACUUGGUGUUUCACACUCGUUACCCAUGGGCGGGAUGGAUUCCUACGCUCCACCGGAUGCUGUGCAAGAUUUCCACCGGCAUCUGAACAAACUGUCCGGGCUGCAGCCGUCUGACUGUGAGAGCUUCCGCACUGAGCUUAACCUGCUGCUGGACCAGCUGAUCUCCCAGGAGUACACUGCGGGAGGCCCGGGCAUCAGGGCGGAGGAGGUCUGUUCCUUACUCGUUCAAGCUUGUCGUCUUGUCCAACUGAACCAAGAACACCUUGUCAGUAAAGUUUGCCAGCUUAUACAUUAUUUGCUGAACAGACUUCAGGUGAUUGUCGAUGAGAAGAAUUUGGAUUUUCUCCUCGGGUUUUCUAUUUCUGCCUUGAAACAAUGUAGCUCUUGGACACAUGUGGAGAUUCUGCAUGCAUUGGCAGCAUUAGUGUACACCAACGGGCACAAAUGCCAGAAGUAUCUUCCAGAUUUACUGGGGCCAUCUGGAAUCCUGGUACAAUUAAGCGAUCCUGUCAAGUCAGAUCCUGAGUUAUUGAGAGCUGCUGUUCAUAGCAUGGCCAACAUAUGUCUCUGUGUUCCUGGAGAAGCUUACUUGGAAGAACCAUACCGACUGACCUGUUUUAAAAUUUUUCUUGCUGUCCUUCAAGCCUCAAAAUUUAACAUGGUGGAUGAAAUUUCAAUAUGCACUUUGUUACAAAAUGCUUUGAAAGGCGUCCAGUCUAUUUUGAAUGGUAGCAAAAUGAUUUUAAUGGAAACUGAUAAACUUGGAUCGCUGCUUGCUGUGUUAAAGAAAUACAUCUUUCAUGGACUUCCUGGACUCAAUAUAGAAAUGCCUUCAGUUCUGUAUCCAUCACCGUUGCCUCAGUAUGAUGGAAGAUCGCCUUCAAAACCUGACCAAAGUGAAUCCACUUCAGUUCGUCCAACUUGGAAUAGAAAGAAGAAAUCUAGAGGUAAACAGAAGAAAAGCCAGCAGGGAGAAGAAAAAAAGGAUGAUAUGGAGAAUGAAUUGGCAGAUAGUCUCCCACCUGCCCUGGACAAACUAACAGUGGGUGCACGAGAGGCAAAUUCAGGUGUCUACCUGGGUCCCCAAAAUUCACCGAUAAAAUCUACUGGCAAAGAUGCUGCUGCUUCACCUUCUUCAAGAUUUAAGAAACUAUACAGUAGUGACUCUGAAUAUUCAGAUGCAGAAGGAGGUCUCCAAAGUAAAAUAAGGUCUUUCCAAGCCAAAGUUCGACAAGGAGCAUUAUCCUGCUUUCUGUCUACAAUAAAGUCAAUUGAAAAGAAAGUUCUUUAUGGCUACUGGUCAGCGUUUGUUCCAGAUAUGCCUGGAAUAGGAAGUCCACAAUCUGUAUCUUUGAUGACUGUUGUGCUUAAAGAUUAUUCUCCAAAGACCCGUGCAUGUGCUCUUCAAGUGCUGUCUGCUAUACUCGAUGGUUCAAAACAAUUCCUUUCGGUUGCUGAUGAUGCAGAUGAUCAUAAAAGAGCCUUCACUGCUUUUUCCGUUAUGCUUGCUUCAAGUAUACGGGAGCUGCACAGGUGCCUGCUGCUAGCAGUGGUUGCCGAGUCUUCUGCUCAAACAUUAACACAAAUAAUUAAGUGCCUUGCAAAUUUGGUGUCCAAUGCACCAUAUCAUCGGUUGAAACCUGGCUUACUCACCAGAGUUUGGAACCAUAUUAAACCUUACAUUCGUAAUAAAGAUGUGAAUGUUCGUGUCUCAAGUCUUACGUUACUGGGUUCUAUUGUAUCUGCUCAGACACCUUUACCUGAAGUUCAACUUCUUUUACAACAACCUGUUGUUUCACUGCUGCCAAAUGCUGGCCCUACAGCCAUUAGUCCGCUCAGUGAUCCAGACUGGUGGAGGAAAGAGACCGUUCAGGAACCAGAAGGGAAAGCAAGCCUUCCUCCUUCUGUCCAGACACCGUCUGAGUCCUGCUGGCUAAUACGGUUGUGCAUCUCCUUGGUAGCUAAUCCCAGAGAAGACUCCUAUUCUGAUAGUGAUGCUAGUUCUGCAGCAAUUCUUCAGUAUGAACCUUCUCCUGUCCGACUUGAAGCACUGCAGGUACUGGCCCGUCUUGUUAAAGGAUACUUUAUUAUGGCACAGAGUUAUCUCAUGGAGCUGGGGGAGGUGGCCUGCAAGUGUAUGCAAGAAACAGAUGCUUCAAUACAGUUACAUGGUGCUAAGUUGUUAGAAGAAUUGGGAACAGGAAUAGUCCAACAGCAGAAACCAGAGUCUUCAGUUCCUGUUUCUCAGAAGGUGACUGUUGUGCAGGCUGCAGCAUUCUGGAACAUGAUAUUGAGUGGUCCUUUGCCUGGAGCCUUACAGAAUGAGCAGCACCCUACACUGCAGACCAGUGCUUGUGACGCCCUUUCAUCUGUUUUGCCAGAGGCUUUCACCAGUUUAGCAUAUGACCGUCAGAUACUGUGUAUAACACUGCUGCUGGGUCUGAACCACAGUGAAAAUCCCCUGGUGAAAGCUGCAGCGGCACGAGCCCUUGGUGUAUACAUCCUGUUUCCGUGUCUGCGACAGGACGUCAUGUUUGUGGCCGAUACAGCAAAUGCAAUUUUGAUGUCUCUCAGUGACAAAUCUCCAAAUGUGCGUGCCAAAGCAGCCUGGUCACUAGGCAACCUGACGGAUACGUUAAUCGUUAAUAUGGAGUCUGUGGGACAUACUUUCCAGGAAGAAUUUUCAGACCUGUUGCUUUUGAAAAUGCUGAGGUCAGCAAGUGAGGCAUCAAGAGACAAAGAUAAGGUCAAAAGCAAUGCUGUCCGGGCUUUGGGGAACUUGCUCCAUUUUUUGCAGCCAUACCAUAUUGUAAAACCAAGGUUCAGUGAAAGCAUCGAAAGCUCAAUUCAGGCCCUAAUUGCAACAGUACUUGGGGAUGGAACUAUGAAAGUAAAAUGGAACGCAUGCUACGCACUAGGAAAUGUGUUCAAGAAUACGGCUCUUCCUCUUGGUAAAGCUCCAUGGAGCGCUGAUGCUUAUAAUGCCCUCACCACUGUUGUCAAAUCCUGUAAGAACUUUAAAGUCAGGAUCAAAUCAGCAAUGGCACUAUCCACACCUGCAAGUAGGGAACAGUAUGGAAGUGUUGAACAAUUUGCCAAUAUCUGGAAUUCAUUAAUUACAGCAUUGCAAAAGAGUGAAGAGACAGAAGAUUUUCUGGAGUUUAAAUAUUGUUCUAGCUUACGAGCACAAAUUUGUCAGGCUUUGAUACACAUGCUGAACAUGGCAACUGUAGAAGAUCUGCCCUGCAUUCAUAAGGCUUUGAUAGAGGAAGGAGGCACCAUCAAGAAUUACAUGCUGCAGUACCUGAAGUUGGGUGUGGAUGGAGAAGAAACACAGGGCGAAUAUGAACACCGGGAUCAGAUGCUCAAAAAUGCAAUAGGCCAUGUACGCAGUCUACAGGACCCCACAGUAGGCAUGAAAAAGAUCACCGAGGUGACUUUCUUUGAAGACAUUUUACGGAGUUGUGUGAGAGAAAUAAAAGCUUAGCCAAAGAAAAUGUACAGUAUAUAUAUACCAAUAUGCAUGUUCUAAUUUUAUAAUGCUGUAUACAAGAUGAUGUGCAUUAAAGGGAGUCUGUCACCUCCAUAUGGCCAUAUACA